AACGAGCAGUUGGCAAAGAAGGACGACACCAAAUUGACAAUUCCUCCAUUCUUGGAGGCCAUGAAAUCCAAAAAGUCUGCCUUUGCCCAUUCAUCGACUGGCUACGGCAAGCAGAAGCAUCACAAAGGACACGGUCAUACACACUCGAACAAUCAAAAGGACAAAUCCGAGUCAAAGAAAGAGCCGAAACCCAAUCUAGAUGCAGAGAAAGAGGAGGAUAAGGAUUUGAACUCCGGUUUUGGUGACUAUUUGCGCACGCCGGAGGCAUUUGAGAUGAUGAAAUUAUUUGUCUUUGCGAAUACAAUAAUGUUAAUUGUUACCAUGGCCUGGCCACAUGUCAAACAGCAAUUCGUAUGGCUUAAUGAAUGGUGGGCAAACUACGAGCAUUACCAAUAAAAAGAA
Molecule: messenger RNA, 402 nt
Organism: Drosophila willistoni
Lineage: Eukaryota; Metazoa; Arthropoda; Insecta; Diptera; Drosophilidae
Gene: Xport-A
Exons: 2
Coding region: 61-396 (111 amino acids)
Source: RefSeq, a predicted model, not a curated record